Molecule: messenger RNA, 1512 nt
Organism: Entrophospora sp. SA101
Lineage: Eukaryota; Fungi; Glomeromycota; Glomeromycetes; Entrophosporales; Entrophosporaceae
Source: the annotation of a GenBank genome assembly
AUGUUGCCUUUUACUCAACGUAUGUUACCACAACAAACUCCGCAACAACAAUAUAAUACUAUUGGAAUACAAGGAAAUGCAAAAAUCUCUUGGGCUGUUACCCCAGAAGAAAAAGCUCAAUAUAAAGAAAUAUUUAAACAAUGGGAUUCUACAGGUUUAGGUUAUUUAACUGGUGAUAAAGCAAGAGAAAUUUUUUUACAAUCUGGUUUACCUCAAACUGAUUUAAUGCAGAUAUGGCAUUUAUCUGAUCCAAAUAAUAAUGGAAAAUUAAAUCAAGAUGAAUUUGCUGUUGCAAUGCAUUUGAUUUAUAGAAAACUUAAUGGUUAUGAAAUUCCUACCACACUUACUGCUGAACUUAUACCACCUUCGACGAGAGAUUUGACAGAAAGUGUGGACAUGCUCAAAAAUUAUCUUGCGUCUGAUAUUCAUAAUCAACAAUUAGGCACUGGUGGUGGUUCCAACAAUUAUUAUUUGAAAUCAAGAAGCUUUACUAAUUUACCAGUAACUAGUCAUAACGAUGCAACAAAUUAUAAACAUAAAGAUGAUGAUAUUGGUUACGUCUCUUCGUCAAGAUAUAAAAUUCCCUCAACAUCACUGUCGUCACGUAAUAACGAUUCUGAAUUUUCCUCUUCAUAUUCAUCUUACUCCUCAUCAUCAUCAUUACCAUCAUAUUCUUCUACUUUCAAACGACCAUCAUCUAUUGGUGAAGAUAGGUUAUCAUCAUCAUCAUCAUCAUCAAAAAGAAUAGCAGAUUUAAAAAAACAAAUUCAAGAUAAAGAAAAUAUAUUAGAUGCUUUAAAAUUUUCAGAAAGUUCAAAUUACAACUCAAAUUCUUUUAAUUCUUUAGCAUUCAACAACAACAAUGAUGAUGAAAUUAAUGAAUUGAAAAUAAAAAUUAAGGAUAUUCAAAAACAAAUUGAUUCUGCGCAAAAAAAUAACAAUGAAAAAAAAUCAAUAAAAUCUUUAUUGGAUCAACACAAUGAUUUAGAAAUUGAACUUCUUAAUAUGUUGUCCACUGUUAUACCAGAUCUUAUUUCUGAUACUCAUGAAAUUUAUACAAAAAUAGCAGAAUUAAAAAUAGAAUUUUUUAAAUUACGUGGGAGUAGUAACGGUGAACUUGACAUUAAAGCAAAAGCUCAAGCGAUGAUACAAGCUCGUCUAGCUGGUAAACCAUAUUCUUUUACUAGUAGCUUCACUGGAGGCAAUGGUGGAAGUGGCGUUAUAGACCCUGGAAGAUUGGAAGAAGAAACGAAUCGAAUAAAAGCAGAAAAGGCUUCUCGUGAUCAAACUAUUAAUGAUAUUGAGAAAACAAUAUCUAAAUUACAAGAUUCUAUUAUCAAAAUUUCACAGGAAAAACAAGAGAUUGAAAACAAAUGUAAACCAAUAAUUAAUAAAUCAUCAUUUAGUCAACCUAACAGUGACAGCAACAUCCUUACAAGUCGAUAUACUUCUUAUAACGCAUCAUCACAUAAACCUAUAAGAAUUGUCCCAGUUACUGCAGAAUCUAUAUAG